AUGGUUGCUGGAGCUUAUACGAAGGGCAACGGAUCACGGUCUAAGCCUGUCUACUUAAAAUAUGCCGAACGACCUCGUACACGAGAUUACCGAGAAAAGGGAAAGGGUUGGCAGCGUAGCAAAUCCAGCAUGUAUGACAAUAGCUCCGAUCUCUACUUUUGUGAAAAACGAAUGUCGCAUGAUCGCUACCGACGAGCCCAAUCGUCGAUGAGCGACAGGAGGACGGGUAAAAACAGCAGUUCUUACGAAAUUGAACCAAGACGAAGGCGCGCCUCCGUAGAAGCCAUCGUUCAGAGUGCGAAACCCGAGUCGACGGCUAUCGGCCAGUCCACCGCUCCUAUUGGCUUGCCGAUUCAAAAGCGUGUGCAAACUUACAAAGAAGGUGGUGUUGACAGAGAUUGUGUUGCACCGAACAAACCUAUCUAUGGCUGGACACAUACUUCUAACUACAAGAGUUCGGAGAAGGGCCAAAUCAUUGAACGGGAGGGUCCAAAAGCUCGUGCCUACACGCCUAGGUAUGAGACUUCCGGCGGGGACGUCCGCGCUUUCCCCUACGCCGAGUCCGAGCGGAACGUGAAGACUCAUGAGUGCAAACAGCGCUGCAUGGAAAUGCUGGUUUCCACAGAAUCCUUCAGGGGGCGCCCAGGAGCGGCUGAGAGUGAUGAGACUGCUGACUAUACAACUGAUGAGGCUGAACCCUACCCGGUUUACAGUACUUUCCGCCCGGAGGUGAAUUCCGAUAUGGACAAGUAUCUCAAUGAGAUGCGCAUUGAGCUGAAAAGCGCGGAAGUGCCAGAAAACCGUGUUAUGGAAGGUCGCGUCUUCUUCGAUCUGAAGGAGCCCGCCACUGUCGAGAGCAUUGGAAUCGACAUCAACAAAACUCUUGCCAUGACCAGUCCCGAUGGCAAAGUUGUUAUUCCUUCCCGUGAUAAUAGGAGCUUUGCACCCGAGUUGAAACUCCUUCCCAAUCGUCAGCUGCCACUGGUUUUGCCUGAUACAGGGUCGCAACCGACGGACCCUUCAGCCGCACGUCGCUUGCCAAACGAUUUCGCCCUGAUUGAGACCAUCGCCAAGAAGGCACCACUCCAAGCCGGCCGCAGCGCUAUUCCCUUUAAAAUCUACGUGCCUGAGAAUCAAGUACCCACAUUUACCUACACCUCUCUUAAAGGUCCCAGUGUAAUCAGCAACUAUUCCGCGGAGGCUGUAGUCCGAAUGGGUGGACGGACCGAGAGGACUGGCCGUGUGCCUGUAAAAGUUCCUGCUCUGGGUGAGAAAAAUGUGGGCUACAGGGACGAAAACAAGAACUAUGAAAUCUUGGUUAACAACAAGUACUUUACCAAGGAAGAAGGAUUUGAUUACGCCCUUGGCUAUACAGAAAGUGAUACGGGUUAUGAUAAGCCGAGCAAAGUCUAUGCUAAGGUGCUCCGAGUGGUCAAAUGUCCUGCGAUUAAUCUAAACGAGAGGACGUACGUGGCCGAUUUGGGCAGCGCCAGUGUGUCUAGUAGCAAAUCCAACCCGGUUGUUGAUAAAUAUCGACAAAAUCCAGCGAACCCAUCUGUAAAAAAUGAUUGGGACGCCAAUGGCUACGAUGAGAACAACGUCGUCACCUCCACCACUCCUACUGUUAGCACUAGCGCCUUCACUUGUGACUACUUCCUUGAGCUUACUGUGGAUGAUGAGGUCUACAAAGGGCCAGUUAUCUUGGUCGACCAGUACGCCGACAACGCUUCCAAACGCACUGACAUCAGUCCCCUUUCCAAAAGAAAUGAUUUCAAAAUCUCUGUGUAG
Molecule: messenger RNA, 1788 nt
Organism: Echinococcus granulosus
Lineage: Eukaryota; Metazoa; Platyhelminthes; Cestoda; Cyclophyllidea; Taeniidae
Exons: 19
Coding region: 1-1788 (595 amino acids)
Source: RefSeq, a predicted model, not a curated record